AAAUGACGGGAGUGACUCCGUUUUGGCUCUCGGGCUAGCAGCUAGCUGUUGCUCUGGUCGGGUCAGUUCUCCCGCUCUGAUAUUAUUAUAAACACUAUAUACUACAGGUUAACGUUAACGGAGAGCUGCUCGGUGCUCCGCUCUGAAUCUCAACCGUUCUUCAUCCGAGGAGGAUGAACGGAGAGGACGACUUCAUGUCCGCGAACCAGUCCGAUGACGGAGGCGGCACUCCGGUUCAGGAUGAACACCCGGCGUCAGACGGCGAGGAGGCGAAGAGCGACGGACAUCAAUCUGAGGACGACGGCAGCAACGAAGACGCCACCCGCGCCACGGAGACCGGCGGGGCGGCCAGCGGCUCCGACAACGAGGGGCACAGAGGAGCCGACAGCGACUCAGAGGGUGAGGCCCCCCGGCGCCGCGAUGACGACAGCGACAAGAGCGACUCGGAGGCGGAGGCUCGGAGGCCCGCUGACAGCGACGACGACGGUGGCGCUCCGGUCAAACGCAGGGUGAGCGCUUCGGACAACGAGGAGUCGCCGCCCGUCAAACGUAGAGCUUCGGAUAACGAGGAGGGGGGAAGCUCGCCGCCUCACGCCAGACGCAGGGGGAGCAGCUCGGACAUGGAGGAGGAGGCGGCCGAGAGGCCAAAAGCAGCCGUAGACAGCGACUCGGAGAACGAGGACGCCACCAAACCCGCGGCGCCUUCCGGCCGCCGGUCCAACGCUGACAGUGACUCUGACACAGAGACGCCUGCCAGACGCAAGGCAGCGCAGACAGACUCUGAUGAGGAGGAGGAGAAACAGAAGGAGGAAGAGGGAGGAGGAGGAAGAGGGAAGUGGAAGGCUGUGAUGCAGUCUGACAGUGAGGAGGAGGAGGCGGGGAGGAGGAAGGCUGCAGCAGGAAGUGAUGGAGAGCAGCAGGGGGAGGAGGGGAAGCAGAAAGAUGACAGUGACGACGAGGACGAGAAGCCAGUGAAGAGGAAGAAGGCCAUCCUGUCAGACAGUGAGGAUGAGGAUGAGGAGAAGGCAGACAAACCAGCAGUGAAGAGGAGUCGGGCGGUGUCGGAUGAUGAGAACUCGGACAGCGACGGCGGCUCGGUCGGUCCCGAUAAGAGUCUGGCAGCCAAACUGAGAGAGCUGGGUUCGGACAGCGGCAGCGAGGACGACGAGAGGUCGAAGGGUGCGGCGGGGAAGAAGGACGAGAAGGCGCUGUUCGGCAGCGACAGCGAGUCUGGAGACGGCGAUGAGGAGGAGAAAAUGAUCGCAGACAUCUUCGGAGAGUCUGGGGACGAGGAGGAGGAGGAGUUCACGGGCUUCAACCAGGAGGACCUGGAGGACAAGAAGGAGUUGAAGGAGAAGCAGCAGCAGGUGGAGGAGGAGUCCGACUCCGAUGAAGGAGUCGACCGCAGCGGCCAAGACACCAGUUUAAUGUCCGACUUCGACAUCAUGCUCGCUAAGAGGAAAGCCUUGAACAGCAGGAAGAGGCGGCACCGCGAUGGAGGGACGUUCAUCAGCGACGCCGACGACGUGGUCAGCGCCAUGAUCAGCAAGAUGAACGAGGCCGCGGAGGAGGACCGAACUCUGAACAGUCAGAAGAAGCCGGCGCUGAAGAAACUCACCCUGCUGCCGCACGUCGUCAUGCACCUGAAGAAACAGGACCUGAAGGAGACGUUUAUCGACAGCGGCGUGAUGUCGGCCAUUAAAGAGUGGAUCAGUCCUCUUCCAGAUAAAUCACUUCCUGCUCUCCGAAUCAGAGAGGAGCUACUCAGGAUCCUACAUGAACUGCCCAGCGUGAGUCAGGAGACUCUGAAGCACAGCGGCAUCGGACGCUCCGUCAUGUUUCUGUACAAACAUCCCAAAGAGUCUCGAUCCAACAAAGACCUGGCUCUCAAGCUCAUCAAUGAGUGGUCGCGGCCCAUCUUCGGCCUGACGUCCAACUACAAGGGGAUGACGAGAGAGGAGCGUCAGCAGAGAGACCUGGACCAGCAGAUGCCUCAGAGACAACGACUAAAUCAACCUCAGAAGGUGGAGAGGGCGGAGGAACCCGACGUCUUCUCUCCACCAAUCAGUUCAGGUGGUCAGACGCCUCGGAGAGACCUGGAGAAACAGCUGACUGGAGAGGAGAAAGCGCUGCGACCCGGUGACCCCGGGUUCUGUGCCAGGGCUCGGGUGCCGAUGCCCUCCAACAAAGACUACGUGGUACGACCCAAAUGGAACGUGGAGAUGGAGUCCAACAGGAGCGGCUAUAAGAAAGGCGUCAGCCUGCUGGAGAAGCACAAGCGUCGCUUUGCUGAGCAGAGGAAAAUUGGCCGCCCGCAGGGAGCCGUGAAGAUCAGCAUAGAGGGGAACAGAAUGCCCCUGUAGCUCCUGUGUGGGGGGGGCACACGGUCCGAUGAAGAAGGGAAUGUCCCGCGUUGAUAAACAGAUGCGUAGAAUCGCUGACAUCCGCCGCCUGACGAAGCCGGGUCACGCUGUUAAGAUCAGCGUGGAAGGAAACCGGAUGCCGCUCUGAUUUUACC
This is a messenger RNA of Sebastes umbrosus (honeycomb rockfish), 2518 nucleotides long. Its product is annotated as protein IWS1 homolog. Gene Ontology annotation, biological process: poly(A)+ mRNA export from nucleus. Bases 174 to 2363 code for a protein of 729 amino acids. The record is from RefSeq and is a predicted model, not a curated record. The transcript has 17 exons. Gene Ontology annotation, cellular component: nucleus. Lineage: Eukaryota; Metazoa; Chordata; Actinopteri; Perciformes; Sebastidae.